Molecule: messenger RNA, 1719 nt
Organism: Chelmon rostratus (copperband butterflyfish)
Lineage: Eukaryota; Metazoa; Chordata; Actinopteri; Chaetodontiformes; Chaetodontidae
Product: dopamine D2-like receptor
Exons: 2
Coding region: 1-1719 (572 amino acids)
Biological process (GO): G protein-coupled receptor signaling pathway
Cellular component (GO): membrane
Molecular function (GO): G protein-coupled receptor activity
Source: RefSeq, a predicted model, not a curated record
AUGAGAGGCGAGCCUGCACCUGCAUGGGACUCUGGGAACAACACCGUUUGGGAGGAAUACACUGAUAUCGCCUUUGUGGUGGCAAACAGCUUCAUUCUGUUUAUCACUGCUCUUGUGGGGAUUGCAGCAAAUAUUUUUGUCAUACUGGCAGUUUAUCACCAAAAAUCACUCCAAACUUGGAACAAUGCGCUGUUGGUGAAUCUUGCCCUAAUAGAUAUUCUGAGAUGUGUGAUUGACUGCCCCAUUCUCCUAACCAUCGUCAUGAUCGUGUAUCAAAGAGGACAUGUGGACGAGUUGAUCUGUGAUGCACAAGUGGCCUCUUUCUCUUUCAGCUGCUGCAUCCAGCUGUUGACGCUGGCCUGCAUAAGUGCAGAGAGAUACCAAGCUAUUGCACAACCCUUUAAAACCAGUCAAAGGCGAAGACGGAUUAUGGUUCUGAUCCCUGUCACAUGGACUUUGGGCAUUGUGGUAGCUGGUUUUUGUCUGAUGUUUGUGAAGGACUCACCCGUGCAUUUAAAAUGCAAAGGAUUACAGAGAGAAACAUCAUCCUCCUAUGACACCUUUGGACUUUAUAUGUUAUUACCACUUUGGGCAGCUUGCUUUGGUGUUAUCACUGGAUUUUAUGGUCGCAUAUUUAUCCUUGUCAGAUCACAUAAUCGCAAAAUAUUUGACAAAGGUACUUUUCCCCUUUCAAAAGUAGACAAAACAGAUGACAAGCAGAAGAAAGAAGAAACCACAGCUGUGCAAAAUGGACAUGACAAAUCAGAACAAAACCAGACCUUGAGCAAGGAUGUUGCUCAGAUGGAACUAGUGACACAGGCUGAACCAAAUUUUUCCAAGAAAGACUCUGAGGCUGCUCUGCUGGCCUCAGCAAAACCUCUGCAAUGUGUCUCCAUCAGUUCAGAGAAUAAAACAGAACCAGGAAAUACAUUUGAGACAGCGGACUUGGAAACAGAACAACCUCGCCUUCCUGCAAUGCGGGUUGCAGUGGAGAGUGAGGAGAAACCUCUCACAACAGAGCAGUCAAAUCUCUGUGCAGAGAAAGUUGAGGCAAAACCAUCAAACGGAGCCGCCGUUGCUGGUGUUAAGAGCUCAACCGCAAAGCCGCAGAAGGUGUCAAGCAAUUCUGACACAGAGAAGCAAUCCAAAGAGAGAGUGAUUAACAAAGCACCCUCUGAAAUGAAAGAAACCAGCCCACAUGUCCCAUCGUCUGCACAGUUAGAAAACCUUGAAUCCACUUCUGUUUUACUGAUUGACCCAAAACAUGCUAAGAACAACAACGGAGGAGAAACACUGGCUGUUGCUGCAGCGGACCAAGCAUCUUCAUUACCCCCAGUCUCAAAUAAUGUCCCUGAAACAGAAGCUAGAAAACCAGUUGUGGAGGUGGAGGGCGCCGUUUGCAUGAUGCCUUCGAAAGCAAGUAAGGAGAGAGCGAGCAAGAAGAGGGAAAGUAAACUGGCCCAGCGUGCCGGCUACAUUAUUGUAACUUUCCUCCUAUUCUGGCUGCCGUUGAUCACAACUAUCCUGGUGAAUUUUGGGAUUCACAAAAACAUGAAUAAACAGAUAGCAAUCAUUCAGCAUGUGGAGAUUCUGUCAGUCUCUGUUGCCUGCAUCACAUCACUGAGUGACCCGAUAAUAUACACUGCAGUAAACCCACAGUUUCGGACAGAAUUUUACAGGCUUAAAAACAGGGUUGCAUCUGUAUUCAGUAAGAAAUGA